This is a messenger RNA of Nelumbo nucifera (sacred lotus), 1828 nucleotides long. RefSeq names its product flavonoid 3',5'-hydroxylase 2-like. Gene Ontology annotation, molecular function: oxidoreductase activity, acting on paired donors, with incorporation or reduction of molecular oxygen; heme binding; iron ion binding. The record is from RefSeq and is a predicted model, not a curated record. Lineage: Eukaryota; Viridiplantae; Streptophyta; Magnoliopsida; Proteales; Nelumbonaceae.
GCCCCUACACACCAGACCAGACCAGACCAGCCGUGUUACAGUGCAGCUGACACAAAGCCGCAAUAAGCAUGGCUUUCGACAUAGUCCUUGCUCGCGAGCUUGUCGCAGCGUCUAUCCUCUUCUUGGUUACACGCCUUUUCAUACGUCGAGUCAUCUCCAAGCCACGAAAGCUUCCGCCCGGCCCCAAAGGGUGGCCGAUCAUUGGGGCGCUCCCACUGCUAGGCGGCAUGCCCCAUGUCGCACUAGCCCGAAUGGCCAAGCAAUAUGGCCCCGUCAUGUACCUCAAGAUGGGUACUUGCGGAAUGGCUGUGGCUUCAACGCCGGACGCUGCCCGUGCAUUCCUCAAGACCCUCGAUCUCAACUUCUCCAACCGCCCCCCCAAUGCAGGAGCCACUCACCUUGCCUACAACGCUCAGGACAUGGUCUUCGCCGACUACGGACCGAGGUGGAAAUUGCUACGUAAACUGAGCAAUCUACACAUGCUCGGUGGCAAGGCCCUUGAUGACUGGGCUCAAGUAAGGACCAUUGAACUAGGCCACAUGCUCCGGGCCAUGAACGACGCAUGCCGCCGAGGCGAACCAGUUGUCGUUCCGGAGAUGCUAACGUAUGCCAUGGCCAACAUGAUAGGGCAGGUCAUACUUAGCCGACGUGUGUUUGCGACCAAGGGGUCGGAAUCUAACGAGUUCAAGGACAUGGUCGUGGAGCUGAUGACAAAGGCCGGGCUAUUCAACAUCGGCGACUUCAUUCCAUCGAUUGCUUGGAUGGACUUGCAGGGGAUCGAAGGGGGGAUGAAGAAGCUGCACAAGAGGUGGGACGGCCUCAUCUCGAAGAUGAUAUUCGAGCACAAAGCCACGGCUCACGAACGCAAGGGAAAGCCAGACUUUCUUGAUGUAAUCUACGCCAACAGGGAUAACUCGGACGGAGAGAGGCUCACUGAAACCAACAUCAAGGCCCUACUAUUGAAUUUGUUCUCGGCCGGGACGGACACAUCAUCGAGUAUAAUCGAAUGGGCGCUGGCGGAGAUGCUGAACAACCCCAGCAUUCUGAGACGUGCACAUGAAGAGAUGGAUCAAGUGAUCGGCAGGAACCGCAGGCUGGAGGAAUCCGACAUAGCCAAGCUGCCAUACUUACAGGCCAUCUGCAAGGAAACAUUCAGGAAGCACCCGUCGACGCCGCUCAAUCUCCCAAGAGUAGCGAUCGAAGCAUGCGAGGUGAAUGGGUACUACAUACCCAAGGGCACAAGGCUGAGUGUCAACAUAUGGGGAAUUGGGCGGGACCCAGUCGUGUGGGAGAACCCCCUGAGCUUCACCCCGGAGAGGUUCUUGAGCGGCAGAAAUGCAAAGAUUGAUCCUCGUGGAAACGACUUCGAGCUGAUCCCGUUUGGAGCAGGAAGAAGGAUAUGUGCAGGGACUCGAAUGGGAAUUGUGCUAGUGGAGUACAUACUAGGCACACUCGUGCACUCRUUUGACUGGAGAAUGCCAGAUGGGGUUGAGCUAAACUUGGACGAGGCCUUYGGGUUGGCUCUCCAGAAGGCUGUGCCGCUCUCAGCCAUGGUGACCCCUAGAUUGGCCCCUACCGCUUAUGCCGCUUGACCCCGGCCCCGCCCAGUAAUUAACAAGCUGCAUGUUAAUAAUCUGGCUUCAUAAUCGAUCAGCCACUUAUUCUAUGGAGGUCUAGCUCUGCUAAUAAGUUCUAAUCUCUCGUGGUAUUUUAUAAGAGGGCUGGAUGGUUGUCCUGCAUUUCAAUUUCUUGUUCUUUAUUGCUUUUUGUUGGAUUCAGUUUCGGUGCUAUAAAUGGUUCUCUAGUCAUAAUUAAUGACCUUUUUUUA